AUGCCGUUCCCUGUGGAAUGGCAAGGUUAUUCACCAGGACCCUAUGCGACCGACAACAACAACCUCGACUUUGAGAUGUUCGAUUUUGAAGUUCAACGGGAUUCACAUAUGGGGGCGACACCGAUCUCCGAACCCCCGAACAUCAGCCAAGACCCUACAGAUCUAUCCAUGGAAAAUCCCAGAGAGAUGACUCUUCAAAGUCCUAUGCCGGUGUCAAAUCCGACUCCAGUCAAAGGAAAAAGAGUCCGAACAGGAUGUCUUACAUGCCGUGAGAGACAUCUCAAGUGUGACGAAGCCGUGCCCGAUUGCAUGAAUUGCCGAAAGCGAGGCCGUGAAUGUAAAAGGGGAGUACGUCUUAACUUUCUGGAUGUCAACCUCCAUCGACCUGCCGCUAUACCAAGUCCCGGAGGCUGGGAAGUCGAGUUCCAAGAUGAAUCGCGGGACAUUGCUUCAGAAUAUCAGGGCGGACUUGGACGAUAUGCGCCUUACGCUUCUGAAGUUGUUGAAGACAGCGAUGACCGGUACGAAACAGUGAAUUCAGCCACCGCAGCUCAUAUUCAAGGUAUAGAUGCAUCAGCUGAUAGACUUCAACCUGGUGCGCAACACCAUUUCAACUAUUCUCAGGCUAACGCCGCAGCUGGACCUUCAGAAAACUCAAGGUUUAAAACAGACACCGGUAUCAAGCUUGAGCUUAACGAAAACGAACAUGGGACGCUGAGCGACGCGUCCCAUAUAGCCACACCAUCGUCAUCAACAAAGGCUGUUGUAACUCCACGAGCAGAAGUAUUUCCAGAGCAGCUGAUGGCGAUGAGGAACCGUCCUCUGGCACAGCAAACUUCAACAGAAGAGGCGGAAAACUUGGUGAUACCCCAGCUGGACACACCGCCUCGAAUUCAAAGGCCGCUCGUCGAACAAGCCUUCGAGGCUGACCAUGUGCAACCUUCUUCAGCAACCCAAAGCAACGAGCCGGUGGGCCGCAACAUAUUGACAUCAGCCGAAGAAAUCCAUUACAUGCAAGUCUUUGUCGAAGAAGUUGCUGUUUGGAUGGAUUCGUUCAACCGGGAGAAACAUUUCACCCGAAGCAUUCCGUAUCACGCUCUGAGGUCGACAAUGCUCCUCAAUGCUCUUCUGGCAUGCGGUGUCAAACACACUUCUCUAGCUGCUCCGGAAAAUCAUGAGAAAGCGCUGUUCUACUACAACACCGCGACCACGCAGCUCCUUCGAAGUCUCCAGAACCCUGAUCGAAAUACUGCCGAGUGUGCCACGACAGCGAUCGUUCUGAAUGUAUACGAGAUUAUGUGCGAAAAGCCUGCCCAGCGUAUGAGCCACAUAGCAGGUUCGCGAGCUCUUGUACGCGAAUGUGGAUGGGACGCCAGGAGUACAGGGAUUGGACUGGCCUGCUUCUGGUUGAACAUAGGAAUUGAAGUUCUCAAUUGCCUGGCAACAAAUUGGCAGACAACGUGGAGUCCCGACGAAUGGGGAAUGAGCCUUGGAUCUCAUAACAAUAACCACGAUGACGAAGAUGAAGACGAGCAGACAUGGGUACACCGUGCGCUCUACAUCAUUGCAAAGGUUGCGAACUUCCGAGCGACUGCGUCCCGACCCGAUGACAUUAGCCCCCAUAACGAACAAAUGUUGGAACAUCCAUUGCCCAAGAAAGAUGCGACCCUUUGGUUAUGUGAAAGCGGAAAAGUCGACAAGCAAGUCGCUAUUUCCCGGCAUAUGGAUGAUUCAGCGGGAGGCAACAAUAGGCCAACUGCUUUCUCAUACUGCGCAUUGCAUCCUUUCACAGACGCAUCCCCUGGAAUCCCCAGCGUCUUCGCAGAGGCUGCGGUUCUUGCAGCUGCAGCAUGCCUAUCAGCUGCUGUGCUGAGGAACCCAAAUGAACAAGACGAGAUCCUCGAGAUCCUUGACAGGUUCAAUAGCACAAAUGGCUGGCGUUUGGGUGCCGUUGAGAUGGAACUCAAGAGAGAAUGGGGUUGGGAGCGUAUGAAGAUGCCCACCUCGAGCCCAAAAACAGACAACAGCCAGGAUUCGGUAAUAUCAGCGGUCCGAAGAGCCUCCAUGUCCUUGACACCGUCGAGAAUUUUGACACCGCCUGUCAUGGGCCCUGUGGGAACGAAAACACCGGUCAACCCAUUGAGCUUUGCCGAUUUCAAGCUACCCAACCAUCCGUACCAGAAUUGGUAUGAGCCACCAAGUCGAUCGAGCUCGUUCGAUCCACCACCAUCAUAA
Molecule: messenger RNA, 2235 nt
Organism: Fusarium tjaetaba
Lineage: Eukaryota; Fungi; Ascomycota; Sordariomycetes; Hypocreales; Nectriaceae
Product: transcriptional regulatory moc3
Exons: 5
Coding region: 1-2235 (744 amino acids)
Biological process (GO): positive regulation of transcription by RNA polymerase II
Cellular component (GO): nucleus
Molecular function (GO): zinc ion binding; transcription cis-regulatory region binding; DNA-binding transcription factor activity, RNA polymerase II-specific
Source: RefSeq, a predicted model, not a curated record